UUGCCAGUUGUAUGACAGUCGUAGAACCGCACGCACGCAAUCGAAGUUGAUCGAAGAUCCCUUGCUCUCGUCGUUUCCUAGUUUUAUGUUGUUUGCGCCUAGAGUAGCGUUUGUUCCGAUGUGUCCAAUUGUUGUCGCACCCGCUGCCGUCGAUGUCGUUGUCUGUUGUGUAGUAGUGAGCAGUGGAGAUCGUGUGGCGUGUACCGGGAGAUAAGAGUUAUCGAUUUUCUUCAACCCCGGGUGUUGUGUAUGUCAGAAAGAGGGAAAUUGCGUGAAAUUGCUUCUUGGAUGGUAACACUUUAAGAAGAUUAAACAAACGGAGAAGCGCAGUGAUUUUACGAAAAAACAGUGCGAGUGUUUUGGAAGAUCCUCUUUGGGAAGAAAUAUUGGAUAGAAGUGCAAGGUGUUUGACCAAUACCGAAUUGGCUGAUGUGUGGAAACAUUUAGAACGAGAACAGCUAAGAUUUAUGUUAAAAUCAUCAGGAAUGACUGUAACUCCGAUACGAAUGGCGAUGACCAGCCCGACGGUUCCCGCGCAACAGAAGAGUGCCUCGCGGAUCAGUAACUUUAGUGUGGCGUCGCUGUUGGCCGAUACGCGGCCUAAGACGCCAUCGAGUGUGACGUCUAUUACGGAAGUGCUGCUGCCGGCUAAUCUCUCCCAUGCGAGCAGUUCCCCCCGAUCGGCCCAUGAUAGCGGAUCGCUCAAAAAUGAUUUGGACCGGUCGGACACUCCACAUAGCUUGAUGGAAUCUGAUGAUUACGACUCGAACCAGGAGGACUCGAUAGUGGACAUAGAGGAUAUCAACAAUGAAAACAGUAGUUCACAGCCGGGCCUACCGGAUAAAAGUUCCCCAGCACUCCUGCAGCAAUCGGCGGCUCUGGCAGCCGCUGGACAUGUUCCUAUCCGACCGACACCGUUCAGUGCCCUGGCAGCAGCAGCGGCGGCAUGGGGUGGCAUGAGUGGUGGUAUGCCAUGGCCAGCGGCCGCAGCCCGACAGAUGCCUCCGUUCGGUCCGCCCGGUCUGUUCCCUGGACAGGGUUUCGGAUCGGGACAAUUAGGUGGAGCUUGCAGACAACUUGUGCAUGCACUUUUUGAUAACGAACCCCCACGCAUCAAGUGCAACCUGCGGAAGCAUAAACCGAACCGCAAACCCCGCACCCCCUUCACCACCCAGCAGCUGCUAUCGCUCGAGAAGAAGUUCCGCGAGAAGCAGUACCUCAGCAUAGCGGAACGGGCCGAGUUCAGUUCGUCGCUCAGGCUCACCGAAACCCAAGUCAAAAUCUGGUUCCAGAACCGACGGGCGAAGGCGAAACGACUGCAAGAGGCCGAACUGGAAAAGAUCAAAAUGGCAGCCCUCGGACGAGCACCCGGUGCCCAGCUGUACAUGGGCUACUUCCAUCCCAGCCUGAUGGGCGGGGCGAUGCAUUUAGGUUGAGAUCAACUUUCAACCGCCUCACCCCUCGCUAGUAUGACUGUCGUGUUCCAAAGCAAGCAACCAUCCUGUUCUGUGAAUAUUAGCCUGUAGGAUCUCGCGUAUUGUAAAAAGUAUCUCGAUCAACAAAACCAAAUUAUUAUUACUUUUCUCCCCUACGGUAAUCCUCCGUACAGCAAACGAGUCUCUCUCACCCAGCCAGAAAGGGUGUAACAAAUAUGUAAAUGAAGAAAUGUAGCAAAAGUUCGUUCAGGUAGCGCAGGGGCUCACUUCACUCUCUAUUUAUUACCACCACCUAAAUAUUCAUUUUCGAGCUUCAGUUGAAAAGUUUCGGUUCUUCCAUCCUCUCCUCGACAGAGGAAUAUAAAAACGAUCCAAAUAUACAAACAGAAACCAAGUCAGUUAGUCAGCUGUUAUUUACCUAUCUUAAUUUAAAUUCGAACAAAAACUAAAAAUCGGUCGCGAGGACAGAGUGCCAGGCUGUAAAUAUUAGACCAAUCAGGCUGAAAAGGAAAACGGUUCGGAAAACAAUUAAUUUCAGCACUUUGCUCGUCACUCUGAGAGCUCACGCAUUCGAAGAUUCGGUGAUCCAUGAGGAGAGUGUACCAAACAAAACAGAAAAGGCGUGUAAAUAUUUUCGCUCCAGGCAAUGAGCAGAAAAGUGAGGUUAUUAUCUGACUUAAUUGUUGUCAAACACUGAGAUGAAUAAAUUACCGGCACAAAACAACAAAACGAAGCAAAGGAGGAAGAAACCUAACCCGAUCAGCCGAAGAGGCAAACUUGUGUAAAUAGUCAAUGUAAUUUCUAAUCACCGAAAUAGAACUGCGCAGAACCGUUUUGUAAAUAUAGUUCGUAAGAGGCAAGGUGAAGCGAAGAAGAGAAAAAAAAAACAAA
Messenger RNA from Ochlerotatus camptorhynchus, 2327 nucleotides. RefSeq names its product Drop (gene Dr). Gene Ontology annotation, molecular function: RNA polymerase II transcription regulatory region sequence-specific DNA binding; DNA-binding transcription factor activity, RNA polymerase II-specific. Gene Ontology annotation, cellular component: nucleus. Gene Ontology annotation, biological process: embryonic morphogenesis; regulation of transcription by RNA polymerase II. Lineage: Eukaryota; Metazoa; Arthropoda; Insecta; Diptera; Culicidae. The transcript has 3 exons. The record is from RefSeq and is a predicted model, not a curated record. Bases 468 to 1436 code for a protein of 322 amino acids.